Molecule: messenger RNA, 2414 nt
Organism: Lobosporangium transversale
Lineage: Eukaryota; Fungi; Mortierellomycota; Mortierellomycetes; Mortierellales; Mortierellaceae
Product: transcription factor IIIC subunit delta N-term-domain-containing protein
Exons: 11
Coding region: 1-2355 (784 amino acids)
Biological process (GO): transcription initiation at RNA polymerase III promoter
Cellular component (GO): transcription factor TFIIIC complex
Molecular function (GO): histone acetyltransferase activity; protein binding
Source: RefSeq, a predicted model, not a curated record
AUGGAGGUCGAAUUUGAAGGGAGACCCAUCCGACCAGGAUCCUUAAUCUGGUCUGAUGACAACAUCUUUGCAUUGGUCACUCCUACGAUCAUGCACAUCUUUGCACCUUCACUCAAUGGUACACCAGACAGCUCACUAGUGAAAUUCACGAGUACAUCGGCUCCUGCCUUGACUUCACAGGAUGAUUCACCGCCGUGGAAGCUGAUGGGAAAUGUUGCAAGCCUGAGGAAUGCCAUGGUACCUUCAAUUGAGUUUAUCAUGGCAGCGUGGUCACCAACUGGUUGCACUCGUUUCAAAGGGUGUAUGCUGGCGUGUAUUACUUCGAAACAUUCUGUAUUUGUAUAUAUACCGUCGUCUUCGCAAGUGGACAAGCAGUGGAGGAAGUAUACUGUACUAGACAAGUAUAUGCUAAAGCAUUGGCGAGCUGAAAAUGAGGUUGAUCUGGGCAUGAUGGACAAUCUAGAGUCAGUUACUUUAGCAUGGUCACCUAAAAUCUCCAUGGAUAAUAUUGGAUCAGUGCUGGCUGUCGGCAAUAAAUCAGGCCAUAUCAUGAUCUGGCAUGUCACUGAUCAGGACAAUGUGCGCUGCGUGAAAGCAUGGAAGACAUCGAGUAACUCCUACAUUAUUAAAAUUGCAUGGUCACCAUGGAUGAUUGAGGACAGCAAGUACGUCUCAACGUUAGCCUACGCUAGUGCCGAUGGCAGUGUAUUUGCACAAAGACUCAAGUUCAGUCGGAUAUCUCCGCUAGAGAAUAUUGAAGUCUCUGAGGAUGUGUUGUGCUCGCCUCUCAGCAGUUUAUAUUCAUGUACUUGUUUAUUGUGGAGCCCUACCAGUCCGGAUUCUGCAAGGAAAUCCAGCACCCUCGCUUUCAGUAAAGGCAACAGGGUACAUCUAUGGAAACCGGAUUCAGGUACGAUUCUUUCCUGGCGCAAACCAAUCGCUAAAGCUGUAGCAGACAUGAGGUGGGAUAUGGGUGUUGAGAAGCUUUUUGUGUUUUUCAUGGACGGAAAGCAUUCUGUAUUGCGCCUGGAGCAGGAUGAGCUCAAGGUGGACGAGGAGUAUACCGAGUUUAUUCACCAGGAAAUCAUCUCGCAAUGCCACCUACAAGAAAGGACCAAUGUUAUUCAGGAUGAGGAGACAGAUAAUACAAAGGACGAUGAAGAAGGGGAUGAUGAAGGGGGAGGAGGGGGCCUAGCUGAUAGCAAACUGCAACUACAUAUCGUGUCUGCAAGUCGUUCUGCUGGAGGCUCCUUCCUUGCAACUCUUUACUACGUCACAUCCCCAUUUCGAAUGGAAUUCCAACGCGAGCGAUUCUUAUCCUGUACAGUCAUGCUCUCGAAGACAUAUAGGACCAUAGGAACUCUGGAUAUUGGGACCUUAUUGGAGAGGUUGCAAGCAUUUAUUCGACUCCCUAAUUCUGUUAUUAUAAGGAAUCCUACUUAUGAGCUUUGGGAUAUUUUACUCCUGCUCAACAGAAGCUCAGAGACAAAUGAAGUUGAAGGUGACUUAGAGCAAGGUCUAUGGAACAUUCUGAAGUCUGAAGAGUUCCAUUUGCGUGAUAAUGAUCAAGCUGUUGCAGCGAGGGAAGCUCUUCCUAAAAGUGAUGUGUUAAUAGAAUCCAGACUGGAGUCAGCAAUCUUCAGUGGGGCAGCAAUAACCGCGGCUCGGAUUUGUAUUUAUCUAUGGACCCAACUUCAGAAUUCCACAAUAGCAGAUUCACUAAAAGAGCAACUAAAGGAACGCACCGUUGGGGCCAUAGAGCGAAUAAGAAGGCAUAAUACUUAUAGUAUCCUUAAAUAUUUUCAUGAAAUAUUAUCAACAGGGUCUAAUCUUGAAACUCAGAUACAAGAAUCCGACUACACUUUGUUGCUGCUACUUUGCGACAGCAUUUUAGUUUUCUACCGCGAGGAUAAGGGUUUAUUAGAGCUAGCUGAAAAGACGUAUAGCGCUCUUCAUGAUCAGUCUAAUGGCGAAUGCGAUGUUAGAGAAGAAAUGAAGAUAUUGCAGGAGAUCAAAAAAGAGAAAUGUUCUACAAACCAGUUUCUCAAAUUUGGGAGGGAAAGCUGUCCAGCAUGCAGCAGUGAAGUGAGGCUAGAAAGCCAACUUCAUGGGAUAUGCAUCAAUGGCCACAGGUGGCAGCGUUGCUCUGUCACAUUGUUGCUAUUGGCUGACUUUCACCCCCGAACAUGUCUUAGAUGCCGCCGUAAGGUAUUAAUGGUGCCGGAAAAUAAGUCGGACAUGACACCAUGUUUUGCAGGGUCAAUGGCUAAAUCGUGGUUAGAGCUUGUAUUACGCGCCAACAGCGUGUGCUGCUUCUGUGGAGAACGCUAUUUCACAGCACUCCGUCGAAAGUGAUCAAGGAGGCCAGUCACAUGUCUGUUUACUGACAAAAAAAAAAAAAUAAAGUUUUCUCC